Lodderomyces theae is the source of this 615-nucleotide messenger RNA. RefSeq names its product 3,4-dihydroxy-2-butanone-4-phosphate synthase (gene RIB3). The record is from RefSeq and is a predicted model, not a curated record. The transcript has a single exon. Gene Ontology annotation, cellular component: mitochondrial intermembrane space; cytosol. Bases 1 to 615 code for a protein of 204 amino acids. Gene Ontology annotation, biological process: aerobic respiration; riboflavin biosynthetic process. Lineage: Eukaryota; Fungi; Ascomycota; Pichiomycetes; Serinales; Debaryomycetaceae. Gene Ontology annotation, molecular function: 3,4-dihydroxy-2-butanone-4-phosphate synthase activity.
AUGACACAGAUUUUCACUCCCAUAGAGGAUGCCCUCGCUGCUUUCAAGAAAGGUGAAUUCUUGGUUGUAAUGGAUGACGAAGAUCGAGAAAAUGAAGGUGAUUUGAUCAUGGCCGCAGAACUAAUAACUCAACAGCAAAUGGCAUUUUUAGUGCGUCACUCGUCCGGGUAUGUUUGCUGUCCAUUGUCAACUGAACGCGCUGACAAGUUGGAGUUGCGUCCCAUGAUUCAGAACCAAACGGAUAGACAUGGUACUGCAUAUACCGUCACUUGUGAUGCUGCUGAUGGAACUACAACCGGUAUAUCUGCUCAUGACCGUGCGUUAACUGCAAGAUCACUCGCUAACAAGGACUCCAAAUCUGAAGAUUUCAUUAAGCCGGGUCACAUUGUUCCGUUGAGAGCUGUUCCUGGGUUAUUGAACAAGAGAAGAGGACAUACUGAAGCUGCUGUUCAAUUGUGUGAAUUGACUGGAUUACAACCGGCUGCUGUUAUUUGCGAGUUGGUGAGAGAUGAGGAUGGGUUGAUGAUGAGACUUGACGAUUGCGUAAAGUUUAGCAAAGAGCACAAUAUCAAAAUCAUCAAUAUCAAUCAAUUGGUUGAUUACAUUAGUAUUUAA